Messenger RNA from Exophiala aquamarina CBS 119918, 1095 nucleotides. RefSeq names its product NADPH2:quinone reductase. The coding region runs from base 1 to 1095 and encodes 364 amino acids. The transcript has 2 exons. The record is from RefSeq and is a predicted model, not a curated record. Gene Ontology annotation, molecular function: zinc ion binding; oxidoreductase activity. Gene Ontology annotation, cellular component: mitochondrion. Lineage: Eukaryota; Fungi; Ascomycota; Eurotiomycetes; Chaetothyriales; Herpotrichiellaceae.
AUGAAAGCUGUCCAAAUCAGCCAAUAUGUCUCCGGGCCCCAAGAGCUCACAGUAACCAACCUACCCACCCCCAGCCCUCACCCCGAUAAAUACCUGAUCAAGAUCCGUGCGUGCGGGACCAAUUUCUUCGAUAUCCUCCAAAUCCAGGGCAAAUACCAACAUCAGCCACCUCUACCAUGGCUAGCAGGCAUGGAGUUCGCCGGCGUGGUCGUGGCAACCCCAACCAGCUCCGGCUCCACCUCCGGUGCAGUUGCUAGCAGUAUGGACGGCACUGUCAGCAGUCGAACAAGCCAUCAAUUCAAAGUUGGCGACAGGGUCUUUGGUGCCAACCAAGGUGCAUACGCUACGCAUGUUCUUGCUGCGGAAGAAGCACUCUUUCCCGUCCCUGAAGGCUGGUCCUUCGCAGAUGCGGCUGGUGUCUACGUGACGACUCCGACUGCAUAUGGAGCGCUAGUCACACGGGCAAAAACACAACCUGGAGAAUGGGUGCUCGUCCAUGCCGGUGCUGGAGGUGUCGGUCUGUCGGCGGUGCAAGUGGCCAAGGCUCUAGGGGCGACCGUCAUCGCCACAGCCGGUUCUGAGCGAAAACGGCAAGUCUGCUUAGACUUCGGAGCCGAUUACGUGAUUGACUAUCGAGAGAAAGACUGGCCACAGAAGGUUAUUGCACUCUGUGCGAAACAUCGGACAGGCAAUGGAAAGGCCGGGGUUGACGUCGUGUACGACCCAGUUGGCAUGAUCGAUCUUUCGAUCAAAUGUAUAGCAUGGAACGGCCGACUACUGGUGAUUGGAUUCGCUGGCGGAAACAUCGAGAAACUUGCCCUGAACCGAGUCCUCCUGAAGAACAUCAGCAUUGUGGGUCUACAUUGGGGCAUGUACAACACCAAGGAGAAGGACACGGUGAAAGACGUCUGGAAGGGCAUCUUCGAGCUGAUCGCGACAGGGAAACUGAGGGGAAUCACCUACACAGAUAAGACAUACAAGGGGCUUGAGCAGGUCCCCAAUGCACUGACCGCCCUAGGUGCAAGAGAUACAUGGGGUAAAGUCGUUGUCGAGCUGGGAGAGCACGAAGGUGAGGAGACCAGGAGCAAGCUAUAA